UCCAGAUUUUUAUUUUUACGUGGAACAUGGCACAUAUUUGAUGUAAUCGCUUUUGGAUAAUUAAUUAUUUUACGAUAACAGAAUGACUUGGGACAUCACUUUAGAUUUUGAAUAUUACGUUACGCAGCAACCACAACCACGAAUAUGUUUUGGUUCUGCACAAGAACGUAUAGCGUUGCCAUUAAAAGGACCUUGCCUAAGUCCAUUUAUGCGACGAAUGGCAAUAGAAACAAGAGAAAAUAUAGGACCUUCAACAUAUGAGACUAAACGUGAUGCAUUUUCUGAUGUGACAGACAGGAUUUAUAGCAAAUAUGGUUUAGGAGCCAAAUCACCACGGUGGUUGAUGAAACAUGAAUAUCAGCCUCCGCCACGAGAACCGCGCCCAAAAACACCUACUAAGCAAAAUUGCGCACCAUUUAAUUCUACAUCCAAGAGAAAGGGCAUGUUUUCCCCAUCAUUGUACCCCGCACCCUGUGACUACUGCCCCGAAUAUAUAAAACGUCAGAUGAAGUUUGUAUACUCUUUCUCCGGUAAAAAGACACUGAGAUGUGCUGUACAGAUUAAAUGCGUUCCAUAUAACUUAGAUGAAUGUGGAUAUUGUGGAUGCUCAUGCUCACAACAAGGCGACUAUUGGCAAUUCGAAAAUAGAAUAUUUUUAUGCAGAAAACAUUACAAUCGUUUAUUCAAACAUUGCCUGUCCAAAUUUCAAGGCGUCAAACUUGCUGAAUUUAAGUCGGUGAGGGAUUGUUUCUUCGCACACGCUCACAAUAGUUGUAAGGCUGCUUUGAAAAUAAUGAAGUCUGAAGAAAUUGUAAAGAAGUUGAGAAAAGAAGCAUAUUUGGAUCUCUUCUUCCCACAACGCCGAUUUUGUAAUAAUUAAUUUUUAGAUGUAUUUUAAUGAUUACUAUCUUCAUUAUUAUUGAAAAUUAACAAAUUUAUGAAAAGUUUCUUGUAACUAGUUAUUUAUAGUAGUAAUACGUUUUUUGAGACCAGCAACACUGUUCUGAAUGGCUCAAACACAAAGAAGUCAAGUCUGGUCAAAAUAAAUCUUUAAAAAAUAAAUAAUCAUCUGACUUUCUUCGACAACAUUCUCCUUCCCUUCAUAUUUAUUAUUUAUUUUGCUAUCGAAUCGAUAUUUUGAAGCAAGCGUUGCGUCGGCAGCAAAUCAUGAAACUGGACUCGAAUAAUAAAAUGAUUAAUAGCGAGAGUGGCGCUGAUCUAGCCGAAGAAGUUGUGGACCCGCGACAAAAUGCUGAGGAUAUUAUCGAUGAAAUACUCGCAGAGUUUACAGAGUCGCGGUCUCCCGAGGCUGGGAGGAACGGGAACGGAAUACCUGAGAAUCUCUUUAAUAUGAUACAGCCUCCAAGGACGCGUACUCCAGCAAAUUCAUUCUCCGAGAAUGCCACAAUAGACGACAUAGACCCCGCAUCAGAUCUCGGUACGUCAAUAAGAAACAAGUGUUUGGAACUGGAAGAGAUUCUUCAGAGCCUCAAGUCGCGGCUCAACCACGUUGUUUUGGACGAAAAUAUUGUGCUCAGCCCAGAGGCUAACUCAAUGGAAGCGCAACUAGAACACGACCUGGACACUGACUGUCAGGAGGAUCUGUCCCUCCAAGAGUUUCUGGAGCUGCUCCAUUCGCAAAACAAAAUUAGCCCGACAGGAGUACAAUGAUUGCUCAAUGGACCAUCCCCAUAAACAUACCUUCUAAGACAAAAUUUACAUGAAUUUAUUGUGUGCAAAUUGAAUUAGAUUUUAUUGAAGUGCUAUUAAAUAUUCAGGCCUAA
Messenger RNA from Spodoptera litura, 1784 nucleotides. RefSeq lists its product as uncharacterized. NCBI's taxonomy places the organism in Eukaryota, Metazoa, Arthropoda, Insecta, Lepidoptera, Noctuidae. The record is from RefSeq and is a predicted model, not a curated record.